GCUAUGCCAAGACGUUUGCAGGAGACGUGGGCCACCUGUGGAAGACCUCAGACUCCCUGUUGGUUUGUCAGGAGCUGGUCAGGAAGGGAGUCAGGGGACUGAUUGAGUUGAUGAAGGAGGACUACAGCGAGAUGGUACAUAAGAAGUCAGAGGUCAUCCACGUCUGUCACUACUGCGCUCAGAUCCUGGAGAGGACAGAGCAGCUGUACGAGGUGUUACUGCAGGCCAAUAUGUUGUCGUCGUCAGAAUACGAUGAGAUCUCAGACAUGAGGAAGAAAAUAGUCCUUAUCUCUAACUCCUUAGUCCCCAUGGAGCAGACGGUUCAGGACAUCAAGAGUAAGUUCCUGUCAGGUGGUGUUCUGACGGACAGCUGGACUCAAGCUGGAACACACCCUGAAGACAGGAAGUAAGUAACGAGUGUGUUUUAGGGCUGUGACGAUACAAGUAUCCCCCCCCAAAAAAUCCAUGGGAAAAAUGAAAACACAAUGCCGACCGAACUCUUUUGGU
Messenger RNA from Oncorhynchus gorbuscha (pink salmon), 507 nucleotides. RefSeq names its product serine/threonine-protein kinase TBK1-like. NCBI's taxonomy places the organism in Eukaryota, Metazoa, Chordata, Actinopteri, Salmoniformes, Salmonidae. The record is from RefSeq and is a predicted model, not a curated record. The transcript has 5 exons. The coding region runs from base 111 to 410 and encodes 99 amino acids.